Durusdinium trenchii is the source of this 1557-nucleotide messenger RNA. The record is from the annotation of a GenBank genome assembly. Lineage: Eukaryota; Dinophyceae; Suessiales; Symbiodiniaceae.
AUGAGCGUUUAUCUCGGAAUUGAUAUUGGCACCAGCGGAACCAAGACGUUGGCCAUUCGCGAAAGCGGCGAAAUCCUGGCCUCAGCGACUGUUGAAUAUCCACUCUACAGUCCUCAGCCAGGCUGGUCAGAGCAAGACCCUGACGACUGGUGGGAAGCAUCAGCGACCAGUGUGCGGAUGGUUCUGGACAAAGGCGGCAUUACUCCCGAAGAGGUGAAAGGGAUCGGCCUCAGUGGGCAGAUGCAUGGCUCAGUCUUUCUCAAUGGUGAAGGCAAUGUCAUUCGGCAUGCCCUCCUCUGGAAUGAUCAGCGAACUGCCAGAGAAUGCGAAGAAAUCGAAUCCCGUGCUGGGGGCCGUGAAGCACUCAUCGGCAUGGUCGCCAACCCUGCUUUGACCGGUUUUACAGCUCCGAAAAUUCUCUGGCUCCGUAACAACGAACCGCAGAACUAUGAACAAGUCCGACAGAUUCUCCUGCCCAAGGAUUAUGUCCGUUAUCGGCUCACCGGAGAAUUUGCUUCCGAGGUGAGUGACGCCUCAGGGACACUUCUCCUCGAUGUCAAAGCCCGCAACUGGUCCGGUGAAUUGUUGUCGAAACUGGAAAUCGAUCCUGACCUGCUUCCGAAAGUUUACGAAUCAGAGGAAGUCAGUGGCACACUCACCGCUUCAGCAGCUGAGAAGUUAGGGCUGCCAACUGGAGUUCCCGUUGUCGGGGGGGGAGGAGAUCAGGCUGCCAGUGCCAUCGGCAAUGGAAUCGUCAGCCGCGGAACCAUCUCAGCGACAAUGGGCACCAGCGGAGUCGUCUUCGCGCACAGCGACGAAGUGCAAAUCGAUGCUGGUGGUCGCAUCCAUACCUUCUGUCAUGCUGUUCGUGAUAAAUGGCAUGUCAUGGGGUGUGUUCUUUCCGCCGGAGGGAGUUUUCAAUGGUAUCGCAACCAGUUUGCUCAAUCCGAAGUCGCCGUAGCUGCAGCGAUGGGUGUCGAUCCCUACGAAUUACUAACGAGCCAAGCCGCAAAGGCUCCAGCCGGUUCUGAAGGUCUCUUCUUCCUGCCGUACCUGACUGGCGAACGAACACCGCACGCUGCCCCUAAUGCACGAGGUUCAUGGGUCGGGAUGAGCCUGAGGCACUCUCGUCCACACUUUGCUCGCUCCGUGAUGGAAGGGGCGACAUUUGCGAUGCGAGAUUGCCUGGAAUUGAUCAAAGAGAUGGACAUCCCUGUCGAGCAAAUUCGCGUUUCUGGUGGUGGAGCCCGCAGCCAGUUCUGGAGACAAUUACAAGCGGACAUCUACGGUCAGGAAGUUGUCACGAUCAACGCUGAAGAAGGCCCCGCCUACGGUGUUGCUCUGUUGGCUGCCGCCGGGACAGGAGCCUACUCCGAUGUCGUAGAAGCCUGCAAUGCAACGAUUUCUGUCGUGACAGAAACAAAAUCUUGCGAGACCGCCAAGGCGACUUAUAAUCGUGCCUACCCAAUUUACCGGCAGCUCUAUCAGUCAUUAAAAGCUGACUUUGGAGCGAUUGCAGACUUUGUCUCUGAUGAAACAAAUUCAACAAGCAAAUGA